AUGGGUUCUCAGCAGAACGAAGGAACAAGCUAUCAGCCUUCAGAGCGGAAGCCCUGCGCCAACAACUGCGGCUUCUUUGGCACAGCCAAGAAUCGGAACCUCUGUUCCAAAUGCUUCAGAGACGUGUGUAUUCAAGAAGCUCAUGCUGCUUCGGCCAAAGCCACCAUGGAGAAAUCCCUGCUCCAUUCCAGUGCCGCCGCCGUCGAAGCCGCCGUAGUGCCAUCCCUCGACGUGGCCAUUCGUGUGGCGGAGCCCUCCUCGUCCUCAGAGCUGUCGAAGCCGUCGAAGGUAGCGAACCGUUGCGGGAGUUGUAACAAGAAAGUGGGUUUGACAGGGUUUGUGUGCAAGUGUGGGACCACCUUCUGUGGGACACAUCGUUAUCCGGAGAAGCACCAAUGCUCGUAUGAUUUCAAGGGUGCCGGACGUGAUGUGAUUUCCAAGGCUAAUCCUUCGAUUAAGGCAGACAAGAUCGCUAGAUUUUAG
This is a messenger RNA of Gastrolobium bilobum, 483 nucleotides long. RefSeq names its product zinc finger A20 and AN1 domain-containing stress-associated protein 7-like. Lineage: Eukaryota; Viridiplantae; Streptophyta; Magnoliopsida; Fabales; Fabaceae. Gene Ontology annotation, molecular function: DNA binding; zinc ion binding. The coding region runs from base 1 to 483 and encodes 160 amino acids. The record is from RefSeq and is a predicted model, not a curated record. The transcript has a single exon.